Gamsiella multidivaricata is the source of this 1136-nucleotide messenger RNA. RefSeq lists its product as uncharacterized. The transcript has a single exon. The record is from RefSeq and is a predicted model, not a curated record. The coding region runs from base 51 to 1052 and encodes 333 amino acids. NCBI's taxonomy places the organism in Eukaryota, Fungi, Mortierellomycota, Mortierellomycetes, Mortierellales, Mortierellaceae.
CAUUGCUUCAGGGCACACUGGCAGCAACAUCAAAGCAAGCAGCUGGAUAAAUGUUCACGAUCGAGCGCAUCAUUAUCUACAUCUCACUUCUUUUUCUUCGAAACUCGACAACACAUAAUAUGCAUUACUCAUCCACAUCUUCCUUUUCAACCAUGUCAAUAUCCUUCAGCAAACAGCGCUCUGCACCACCACCAUCGCUCACGACCUUAAGAACUACCGCCGCAGAUACCGCAACAACAGGAGCAACGAAAGCUUUUACAGCGUAUACAAUCACCCUCGCUCUUCUCCUCGCCUUCGCUCUUCCCCCGUCCACACAUGCCCAAACCAACCUAGGAUGUUACGCUUCCGACCUAACAAGAGCCACGACCCACGACAACACUCCCUCCCGCACCCAUCGCCCUCUCCUCCCAGAACUCUCACCCUCAUAUCACGAUAUUUACAUGACUCAGGACGCCUGUAGCGCCUACUGUAAAUCCAACCGCUUCUUGCAUGGGAUCACCGCCGGUGGCACGACCUGUUAUUGUUCAAAUCAACUAUUCCUCCAAGGAAACAAAGUCGACGACGGCAGGCGUGAUAAAUCCUGUGCUGGCUAUCCAUUCGAGACCUAUGGAUCAAAGUCCACUUUGAUAGGAAAGCAGCAGGACGGUGUAGAAACUGAGGGCGAUUCAUAUGCUAAUGUGGCGUUAGUGGGGAGCUCGCUUUUGGUACAAUCCAGCACUCUGCCCUCCCGUUAUUCAAAACCGGAACGGACUCGUGGGAGCAGCAGCGACCGCGAGGACAGGAAGGAAAUGAGUAUUGAGACUGUGGUACAGCCCCCGCGGUCAUCGCCUACGAAUACACCUACGACGGCACUGGCAGCGGCGGUCGAGAGAACUGUAGGGCUCCGACUGCAGAUCAGGAACAAUUCUGAAGAUCCCACUGAAUCUGAUGCGUCAGCAGUGGAUAACAAGGAGGACCUGGGACAGGAUGACGCUGAUGAAGAAGAUGAUGGUGAAGAUAACGACAAUGAUGAUGGUGGAGAUGGUGGGGAGGAAGAAGAUAAAUGUAAGUAAGGGCCGACCCGCUUUUGGAUCCGGUGUGAAGCUGGGGGGGGGGGGGUUUUCUUGGUUUCUUAUGGUGAGCAAUGAACCGGGAAG